GCCGUCAAGGGACAAGCUAUAGCCGAUCAUUUGGCAGAAAAUUCAAAGGACGAUGAUUAUCAACCGCUCCAUACCUAUUUCCUUGAUGAGGAGGUUUUAUUUGUUGGUGCCGUAGAAGAUAUGAGUGAGCGGUGCCCUAAAUGGAGAUUGUUUUUCGAUGGUGCAGCUAAUUCUUUUGGAGUCGGAAUAGGAGCAGUUCUUGUAUCCCCGGAAGGGAAGCAUUAUCCUGGAGCCGCUAAAUUGCAAUUUGCUUGCACAAACAACAUGGCCGAGUAUGAAGCAUGUAUUUUUGGUCUUAAAAUGGCUUUGGAAAUGGAAGUUAAAAAGUUAAUAGCCUUCAGUGAUUCAGAUUUACUCGUGCACCAAACAUUGAAACAAUGGGUAACCAAAGAUUCAAAGAUUCUACCAUACCACUGUAAUUUGCUCAAAUUGGCUAGACAACUUCAAAGUUUGGAAUUCAGACAUCUCCCACGAGCCCGAAAUGUAUUUGCCGAUGCCUUAGCCACCUUAUCUUCUAUGAUACAAUAUUUGGACGAAUUAGAAAUCGAGCCUAUCCGAAUUCAACUCCAAGACAAGCCUGCUCAUUGUUGGGUCGUAGACAAAACAUCUGACAAAAGCCCUUGGUACAAUGAUGUUAAAGAAUUCAUCAAAAUCGGGUCUUACCCUCCAGAAGCUAGUGCAAAUGACAAGGGUUUCCUGCGCAGAAUGGCCUCGAAGUUUUUCUUAAAUGGAGAGGUAUUAUACAAAAGGAUCUCAGAUUUGAACCUCUUAAGGUGCAUCGGUGAAGAUGAAGCUCAAUACAUGAUGAAAGAGGUGCAUAGCGGUGUCUGCAGACCUCACAUGAAUGGACAUUUGUUGGCAAAGAAAAUCAUGAGAACCGGGUAUUUUUGGCUUACAAUGGAACGCGAUUGCAUAGAUUUUGUCCGAAGAUGUAUUAAAUGUCAAGUGCAUGGCGACAUCAUACACGCUCCUUCCACCGAAUUGCCCAGUAUGAUUGCCACAUGGCCCUGCUCGAUGUGGGGUAUGGAUGUGAUUGGCACAAUUGACCCUCCUGCUUCAAAUGGGCAUCGAUUUAUAUUGGUGGAAAUUGAGUACUUCACCAAGUGGAUCGAAGCAGAAUCAUUCAAGCACGUGACAAAGAAGGUGGUGGCGAAUUUCUUUAGAGAUCACAUCAUAUGCCGAUUUGGGGUGCCGGAAACAUUGAUUACAGACAAUGCCAAGAAUCUCAACAAUGAUAUGGUGGACGGGCUGUGCGAAUAG
Molecule: messenger RNA, 1260 nt
Organism: Coffea eugenioides
Lineage: Eukaryota; Viridiplantae; Streptophyta; Magnoliopsida; Gentianales; Rubiaceae
Exons: 1
Biological process (GO): DNA integration
Molecular function (GO): nucleic acid binding; RNA-DNA hybrid ribonuclease activity
Source: RefSeq, a predicted model, not a curated record